AUGGAUGCGACAGGUUCUAUGUUAAGUUUAUUAUCUGCUGCUAAAGAAACUGUUUGUACAAUGUUUGAACAAGCUUCAGCUAUUCUAGAAACACUAAAGGUACCGAGUGAUUCAUUUCAAAUGCAAUUUGUAGUUUACAGAGAUUAUGAUUGUUUCGAAGAUCGAAUUCUUCAAAGUUCUGCUUGGGAAUCGAAACCAAGUAAUUUAAGAGCAUUUAUGACAACAGUAUCUGCUACAGGUGGUGGAGAUUAUGAAGAAGCGAUUGAAAUAGGACUAUGGCAUGCAGUUCAACAGAGUAAAAAGCCGGAGGGACUUUCUCAAGUUAUUUUAAUAGGAGAUGCACUGGCAAAAGAUAUGAAUACGAUAAAAAGAGAUAGAAAAGCCUAUGGAAGAGAAGCAUAUUGGAAUAAAAAUAGAAAUAUUCCCGUUCAUACGUUUUAUCUCUCUGAAGGUGCACGAAAAAAUUUUCAAGAAAUUGCAAAGCCACUAUCAGGAACUUGUGCACAAUUAGAUAUUCAUACUUCGAAUGGUACAGAAUCAUUAACUAAUUAUGUCACUGAAGAAGUAUCGAAAAAAGCAGCUACCAGUCAAGGUGAAGUUGCAGUACGACGAUAUGAAAAAGAGUAUAUACAAACUAGGUUUACAUCUUAA
Rotaria sp. Silwood2 is the source of this 651-nucleotide messenger RNA. The record is from the annotation of a GenBank genome assembly. Lineage: Eukaryota; Metazoa; Rotifera; Eurotatoria; Philodinida; Philodinidae.